AUGGAAAUGGUGAAAAAUAGAACAGCCAGGGUAGUGGAGCUUAACCAAAUGGAGGAAAGCAUCCUCAAACAAAAGGCAAAAAUAGAUUGGCUCAAGUUGGGUGAUGGAAACAAUUCCUUCUUCCAUAAUUCUAUCAAGGAGAGGAAUAAACACAAUAACAUGAGCACUCUGACAUCUCUCAAUGGUGAGCUGCUGAGCAACAAGAAUGACAUCAGCAAUGAAAUCCUGAAUUUUUACACAGGGCUGGUAGGAACUGCUGCUAAUAGUAUAGAAGGGAUUGACCAACCCUGCAUUCUGAGAGGUAAUACUAUAUCCAGGGAGGAGGCUCUGGAUUUGAUUACUCCUAUUGCAGAGCAUGAAAUCUGGGAAGCUUUGGCGGGCAUUGGAAAUACCAAGGCACCUGGGAUUGAUGGGUUUAACUCCUACUUUUUUAAGGAUGCCUGGGAGAUCAUUAAACUGGAUGUUAUUGAGGCAAUCCAGGAAUUCUUCAGAAUUGGAAAGAUGCAUAAAGCUAUGAAUUGUUCUAUCAUUACUCUCAUUCCAAAAUCUGGGGAAGCUGCUACUAUCAAAGACUAG
Messenger RNA from Vicia villosa (hairy vetch), 576 nucleotides. RefSeq lists its product as uncharacterized. Bases 1 to 576 code for a protein of 191 amino acids. The record is from RefSeq and is a predicted model, not a curated record. The transcript has a single exon. Lineage: Eukaryota; Viridiplantae; Streptophyta; Magnoliopsida; Fabales; Fabaceae.